Messenger RNA from Cyprinodon tularosa, 1282 nucleotides. RefSeq lists its product as uncharacterized. NCBI's taxonomy places the organism in Eukaryota, Metazoa, Chordata, Actinopteri, Cyprinodontiformes, Cyprinodontidae. The transcript is spliced from 6 exons. The record is from RefSeq and is a predicted model, not a curated record. Bases 69 to 977 code for a protein of 302 amino acids.
GUCUAAUAAAUUACAGGAAGAUGAAACAGACAAACUGAGCUCUGUGUUUAUAUGAAUGACAAUAUGUAAUGGAGAGCCCAUUAAGGAUCUUUCUCUUUUCUAUCGUGUUGAUGAGAUUAUUUGCAGCUGAGGAAGUGAAGAAGAACCUGAUUGGAAUCAUUGGUGGAAACGUCACUUUCCCAGAUCCUGUGCUGGAGGUUGGAUUUCUUUUAAAAGGAAGAAACAUUGCUUCAAUAAAUGAUGGAAAACUUCAGACUUUUGAGGAGAUUUACAUGAACAAACUUCACUGGAGCAAAAACUCUGGACUCUUUAUGAUCACAGACCUGCAGAGGAGCGACUCAGGAAUUUAUAACAUUGACUCUAAAAAAGGAAAAGUUUUCUACACUUCCUAUAAUCUCACAGUUUACGAUCAUCCUCCGACUCCUGCAGUAGAAAAUCUGACUGUGAGCUCUGAGAGCUGCUGGUUGCUCUGUUCUGUGGACAAUCCGACGUCUCUGCGUUGGUACAAAGAUGAGGAGAUACUGAACCAGAGCAGUUCUGCUGUCUCUUUACCCAUCACUAUGCACAGACAGGACAGAUACUCAUCAUAUAGAUGUGUAGCAGCCAACCCUGCAGGAAACAAGACAUUUCACGUUGAUGUGAGGACAUCCUGUGGGUUCAAUGAGACAGAAAGUUCUGAUCAUCAAAGAUAUUACGGGACUAUAAUACCAGUUGUCAUCGGUUUUCUUCUCCUUGCUGUUCUGGUCAUUUUCAUGGUUAAGUGGAAGUUUCAAGGGACAAAGGCAACCAGACCAACAAAAGGUUCACUGAGAGAGUGCCAAUAUAUGGAGGUUCAGAUGACUAAUAGAACACAUGAGGAAGAGACUUUAGCUGCAACACCAGAAAGUUGUGACCACUCCCAAACAACUGUUUAUGCAAAAUUGAAGCUUCCUGAGGUAACAUCAGAAGAACUUGGUGGUCCUUCACAAGAAACAUAAAAUCUCUGCUUUAAAAUAAAGUUGCUAUUUGUAUAAAAAAAAAAAAAAAAAAAAAGAUCCCAGUUCGUGUUAAAAGGGACACCAUACAUCCAUAAAAGACACCCAUACAAACUACAAAAAACUAAAACCACAUUUAUUUUCAUGAUUUGACUCUGACCUUCAGUUAAACACAACUGAUUAAAAUCACUGAUUAAAACCCUCCUGUGUCCCUUUAUUUCCUGCUCGAGUUUGUACUCCUUGUGCAUUAAAACAGUUCCUAUUUAAAAUUUCCCAAAGAAUUAUAAUAAAAUCAAUAAAUCUUUAAA